GGAGCCGGCGAAUGAGUCAGAACGGUCAGUUUUUUGGGUGCUUUCUCCCACACCUGACCGAAAGGGGCACGGCUGGCGGAUGCAGACACUUUCCACGGGGAAAUGGGAGCAGGCGGUUUUGCAUGGCCUUGAUUGUGGCCGGGCGGCGGCGGCGGCAGCAGCGGCCACAGAGCGCCAGUCUCCACGCGACACUCCGCCAGUGCAGUGCUCUCCGCGCCCCCACGCAACACGCUUCUCACUUUCUCAACAGUUUUCCCGCCUCGCGAGUGACAGCUACUCACCAAAGUGCGCCCAGUGAAGUGUAGUGUUGUACAAUAAAGGGAAUUACAAAACACCAAUCUGGAGGGAUUUCGAUCUAAACAAAGAGGCGUCGUGUGUGAUGCAGCGAUGCGGCGCUGCGCGCUGAGGGCUGCCCUGCUCGCGUGCCUGCUGCUGCCGCACGCAAGCGCAGAGUCCCUUCGAAGAUGUCCAGCGGAGGACAGCCCGUGCCCCGCCCGGUCCGGCCCCUGCGGCUCCGACCAGGAGUGUGGGCAGGACCAGAUCUGCUGCAACACCGCGUGUGGGCCCUCGUGUGUGGACCCGCUUAACACUGGUUGUGAGAACAUAAGACUGUCCCUGGAGCGGAUCUCGCGAGCCCUGGCCGUGGAGAACAGCCGCGGCGGGCGGGGCCUGCUGCGGGGCGUGCGGGCCCCGCGCUGUCGAGCCACCGACGGGGAGUUCGAGGAGAUCCAGUGCGACAACGAGAUCGUCAGCUCGUGCUGGUGCGUGGACCCUGCUGGAUUUGAGAUAGCCGGCACCCGAGCGCCGGCUGCGUCGCUGGUGAACUGCACCAGGACGGCCCCCUGCGCCGCGCACACCUGCCGCAUGCUCUGCCCGCUCGGCUUCGAGCUGGACGCUAAAGGCUGUCCGCUAUGCAAAUGCCGAGACCCGUGCUCGUCGAUCACAUGCCCGGGGCAGUUGUCCUGCCAGCUGGAGGAAACUCCCUGCAUAAGGCCCCCUUGCCCGCCAGUAGCCACGUGUAAACGUGGAAGAAGCCUGCAGAACAUUUGCCCGGUUGGCGAACCCUUGCUGAUUUCGGAAACCAACCGCCCGUUCUUGUGUGGUACUGACCCUGGCAAACCUAACUGCCCACCGCUCUACAGGUGUUUAGUUGAUCAAGGUAACGACUACGGCGUCUGCUGCCCUGCAUCACUGGAACUCCAGAAACCUUCAACUUGCCCUGCGCCGACUCUGGACGGAGAAUGUGGAAUACCGUGUACCCACGACCUGGAGUGCCCUUCCGUGCAGAAGUGUUGCGACGGAGCUGAAUGUGGCAGACAUUGCGUUCUUCCACAGAACGUCACUAAGUGCACGCAACAGAAGAUGUUAGCUGAACUCUUGGUCAUUAGCGAAAAAGAAGGAAAAGGUUACGUGCCCCAAUGCGCUGCCGAUGGAUCCUUCGAAUGGAGGCAGUGCUCAAGAAAUGGAUUAGUUUGCUGGUGUGUGGACUCUGACGGAAACAAGCUCCGUGGCUCGAUGGGGCCAGCGGCAUCAGUCCAAUGUUCCCCUUCAGUCGUCCAGGCUCGCAGUGGGGGCCGCUCCCUAGCCUCUGAGUGCGUGAAGGCUCUGUGUGCCGGAGUCUGCGAAUACGGAUACAAAACCGGCUCAGACGGAUGUCCUACAUGUGAAUGUGACGAUCCGUGUGCAGGAUAUCCCUGUCCUGACGGGGAAGAAUGCAUCAGGGUCAAAGCUUCAGACUGUGUUGGUGAACUUUGCACAGGUUAUCCAGUAUGUCGACCAUUAGUAUCCUACGACAACCCUUGUGAAGUAGGGACCCCAGCAUCGGACUCAGAGGGCAACUUGGUGUCAUGCAAAGUCGACGAUGACUGCCCAACAGAGCAUACAUGCAAUACAACAAGGAGAAACUCUGCAGCCGUAUGCUGCCCGGAUCCCAGUGGAUAUGAAAACUCAUCUGAAUCUUUCGUCAGUGAUAUGAUUCCAUCUUGCAGUGAAGAAGCCGAGGUGUAUUGUUCGUUGAAUUCUACUGUUAGUUGCUCUGAAGGAAGCUGCGACAAGGAUCAGGUUUGCUGCAACACUGAAACCUGCGGAGCCAUUUGUGUCGCCCCGAGCAAGAUGCAACUGCAGACUGACGACAUUGAUGCCACUCCAACUAUGUGCGAAUACCUCCGUGAUUUCGACGAGAAGAUGGAAGGUACGGUGGACGGCAUGCGCCUAGCUCUGCCGCCGCCGUCGUGCACUGAAGACGGCUCCUUCACCGCGAGACAGUGCGCCGCCGGACGCUGCUGGUGCGUCGACUCCUUCGGCACUGAGAUCCCGGAGACGAGGACCAGCAACUUCACUGCACUGGACUGUGCUAAAAUCCGCGAAGAGCUCUCAUGCCUGGACCUGACGUGCCGCAUGGGCUGCGACUACGGGUUCGAGCUGGGCGCCAACAAGUGCCCCACCUGCAAGUGCCGCGAGCCGUGUGCUGACGUCACGUGUCCUGACGGCAGGACGUGCGCGGUUGUGGAUGUCGCGUGCGACGCUGAUUACUGCCCGCCUGUGCCUGCCUGUCUCCCACGCAAGCUCGGCCAAUGUCCGUUCCUUGUGCCACCAAAUGGAGCGUGUGAGUGGGCGUGCCGCUUCGACGCUGAAUGUGGACCUUCAGAGCGCUGCUGCGCCACCGGCUGUGGAACAGCCUGCACCAAAGCAGUCCACCAGACCGCCUGCCAACAACGAAGGGCCUUAGCCAUCCAUGACGCAGCUGAAAGUGGAAACCCUCCAGCGGACAGCUGGAUCCCAGCGUGCAAGGAAGACGGGUCGUAUGAGGACGUGCAGUGCAAAAACUCUGAGAGGGAAUGCUGGUGCGUUGAUCCCACUGGCAAUGAGAUUCCCGGAACCCGCUCAGCAAACUCGACGCUGUCUUGUUCAGCUCCAUCAAAGUGCCCCGAAAUCACGUGCAAUGACAUCGAGCUGCAGUGCCCACACAGCAGGAAGCUAGACGAUAAGGGAUGCCCCACUUGUGAGUGCAGAGACCCCUGCGCAGAAGCCAAAUGCCGUGAUGAUGAGAAGUGUGAACUGAUGAAAUUGGACUGUGAGGGUGAGUCCUGCCCUCCCAUAGCCCGCUGCGUGCCAGCCCCACUGUGUCCUGACGGUGGCUCUCCUAUCCAGACCCCAGACGGGUCGAGCAACCUGAUCUGUGGCCCCACAGCCGCCGCCUGCCCCUCUAGCCACGCGUGUCGCUUCGCACCUCAUGAUUCACGACCACCUGUCUGCUGUCCUAAGCCUCGUAUGGUGUGCUUCGAAACCAUGGAAGAAGGAGUUUGCAAAGACCACGAAGGUCUGAAUACAACCAGGUGGCAUUUCAACCCUGAACACAACCGCUGCGAGAGGUUCCAGUACCACGGCUGCGCCGGCAACCAUAACAACUUCAGAACCAAGAAGGAGUGCAUGGCCGUGUGUCCCGUGCUAAGCGCGUGUGAGAGACUUCGCGAGAAGAAUGAAGCUGCCGCCCAGAAAUAUGGAAAAGCGUAUUUCAUUCCAAAGUGCGAUGCCGGUGGUGCUUGGGAAAAUGUUCAAUGCAUGUCUCACAUUGACGUUUGUUGGUGUGUGAGUACAAGAGGUGAGCCUCUAAAGGGUUCUCUCGUGAGAGGUGACAAACCAAACUGCAACUUCAGACAAGCUAGGAAGUGGAAACAACGAGAUCCUCUAGAUGAAAAGGCUCAAGCCGAUGAAGUUCUUGAAGAACUCAUCAGGCAAAUGACAGCCUACACUUUUGAGGAGUAUGAAGAGGAUGACACAGAAGACCGUCUUAUAGAUAAUAAUGAUGUUCCCGAAGAACCACAAAAAGAUGAACCACAGAUCAUAGAACAGCAAGCUGAACUAAGAAGCAUAUUGGAUGAAAAAGAAUCUUUGACCACUGACUCGUCCAAAUCAGAAGAAAAGAAGGAAACUGCAGAAGUUAUUUCAAGUACUACUGAAAAAGUUAAGCCUGACGAAAAACCAAAGGAAGAUACAAAGAAACCCAUGGAAAAACCAACAAAAACAGUGUUUAAGACUAAAUGCCAGCUGCUCCAACAACAAGUCGAAAAUGGGUCGGAUGGUGUAAGACCGAGGUGCAUGUCAGACGGAUCGUUCUCCCCACGGCAGUGCUCCCGGGGCCGCUGCUGGUGCGUGGACGCCGCCGGCCAACGGAGGCCCAGCCUUGGAGUAGUGCCGGACUUACCUGAACCGGACCCUUGCGAACUAACCCAGAUCGAAUCAGCGUCCCUCGAGCUGGAGAUCUUCAAAGUCGACGAAUCCAUAGCUGAACGGUCCAGGAAGCUGUUGACCACCAAGUUGGCAAGGCUGGGAGCCCGAGUGCCAGUCACUCUGGCGAAGGACCGCGAGGUGAUCACCGUCAGGACCAUGGUAGCAGGGCCACGAGCCGUGGACAUCAUAUAUCAGGUGGAAAACUGGUUGAAAGAAGAGAAGUUGUCGGGCGUGAAGAAGGGCACCGAGGGGGUACUGUCAGCUGACGUGAUCCGCAGCGAGUACCGGCUGACUGCACCAGCGCCCGCUAUGCAACAGAGGGAGAUCGUCACUGAAUCCACGCUAUCAUCAACAACGGCAUAUCACACUGCUAUAAUUGUCCUGGCAGCAACGUCAGCCUUCAUCAUCAGUGUUCUCUGCGUCAUAGUGAUGCUAUACAGAGCCAGGCUACAAAGAGAACCGCACAAAGCUGAGAGAUUCUUACCUCCGGCCCCACCAGUUUAUGUUUUAUCAGCCGACGAGAAAGCGGAAUUAGCGAGAGUUCUACACCCGCCGCCACCCAUUCAUCCUCAACCGUCGAACGACUCCAUGAGAAAUUAAUUUUAGCGCCAAAAUUGGGCUGCGUUCAAGUUGCAUGUUUUUCACAGUAUUGAGUUUGACAGAAAAAGG
Molecule: messenger RNA, 4899 nt
Organism: Plutella xylostella (diamondback moth)
Lineage: Eukaryota; Metazoa; Arthropoda; Insecta; Lepidoptera; Plutellidae
Biological process (GO): cell-matrix adhesion
Cellular component (GO): extracellular region; basement membrane
Molecular function (GO): serine-type endopeptidase inhibitor activity
Source: RefSeq, a predicted model, not a curated record